UCUCUUAACAGGUGCUUUUGUGAAAAUGGCUCCAUCAAUAAGUAAACUGACAAAAAGAGCAAGAAAAGUUCUUUCAAUUAAAGAGAAAAUAGAACUGAUUAACGAAUAUCGCAAGAACCCAUCCGUUCAUUUUUUAUCUGAAAAAUAUGGUGUUGGCAAACAAACUGUACGAGACUUAAUAAAAAACAAAGAAAAAAUUUUGAAAUAUGAAUCGGAAAGUGAUUCAAUUCACGGUUUAAAAAAUAGACAUACUCUGAAAAAAUCCGAAAAUCCAAAGGUUGAUUUUGCAACAUAUGAAUGGUUUCGACAAGAAAGAUUUAAGGGAUGUCCCAUUACAGGCGAAAUGAUUACUGAGAAGGCAAAAUAUUUUCAUGGUAAAUUAAACAUAAAUUCCGAGUGUAAGUAUUCAUCUGGUUGGCUGGAAAAAUUCAAAAAUCGGCAUGGAAUUCGUAGGCUGAAAUCCACAGGAGAAAAGGAGUGUGCUGAUUAUGUGUCUGCAACGAUGUUUGUGGAAGACUUAAACGAAUACAUUAAAAAUGAACAACUUACAACUGAACAAAUUUAUAAUGCAGACGAAUCCGGUCUAUUUUGGAAGUGUUUGCCCCAAAAUUCGUUGGCGAGUGGGGAUGAAUAUUCUAUUGAGGGGUACAAAGAGUCCAAGGAAAGAAUCACAGCUUUACUUUGUGCAAAUGCAGCUGGGACUCACAAGUUUUAUAAGUCUAAUAAGAGAGCUUGGGUAACACAAGAGCUAUUUCUGGAGUGGUUUAACAACAAUUUUGUACCAGAGGUAAGAGAACAUUUACAACGCAUUGGUCUCGAAAAGAAUUGCAAAGUUCUUUUGCUAUUAGACAACUGUCCAGCACACCCGGAUGUAAAUGCAAUGAUAUCUGAUAAUGUUACAGUAAAAUAUCUACCACCGAAUUGUACAUCUUUGAUUCAGCCUAUGGAUCAAGGAGCCAUUCGGAGUUUCAAAUGCCAGUACCGUAAAUUUAUCGUGCAAAAACUUGUGGAUUCUAAUAGUCGACACGAAUUUGUUAAAUCUUUGAACAUUAAGUCAGCUUUAUGGACAGCAGCGACUUCGUGGGAUUCUGUAACCCCACGUGUUUUAAAUAAAGUUUGGAAUAACUUACUAUCUCAAGAUGAUGAAAAUGAUUCAACUUUUAGUAUUGAGAUACAAUCAGAUGUAUUAAUACCACCUGGUUUUACAGCUGAUGCUAUCUCAAAGUGGAUGGAGUGCGAUAUUGAUGUCGCACCGUUUGCUAUUGUAUCUGAUGAUGAAAUCGUUAACAUGGUCAAUCAAACAGAAGAAUAUGAGCUUGAGUCAAAUUCAGAGGAAUCAGAUGGAGGUAAUACGGUAGAAACCCCCACAUUAGCUCAAGCAAUAGAGGCUAGUAGUGUUUUGUUAAAGUUCUUAAAAAACUAUACUGGUACAGGUAUUUCAGAACCAGACAAAAUACAAGUGUAUCGCAUACAAAGUCAUUUACUUAAGGAACAAAUGAAUUCUAAAAGACAAACUACUUUAAACGAAUAUUUUAAAUUAAUAUAA
Molecule: messenger RNA, 1546 nt
Organism: Anastrepha obliqua
Lineage: Eukaryota; Metazoa; Arthropoda; Insecta; Diptera; Tephritidae
Product: jerky protein homolog-like
Exons: 3
Coding region: 26-1546 (506 amino acids)
Cellular component (GO): nucleus
Molecular function (GO): DNA binding
Source: RefSeq, a predicted model, not a curated record